ACGAUUGGGGAAGACGAAAAAUUGGACUUCAUCGUCUCUUUCAGUAUGAUAGUAUCAGAGUUCAGAUCGUUUAGAAAGUAGAAACAGAGAAGACCCAUAAUACGAUUUCAUCAUCCAUAGCUGCAGUUGGGUUUUCCUCUGCUAAAGCAUCAAGUCAAAUUAUCUUGGAAUCACUCGAUAAACCCUUUAAACCCUACUUGGCUACUUAGGCGUUCCAUUCAUUACACAUGAAUGGGAAGGUGACUCCAAGCAAACCUUCUCUUUCACACUCCAAUGCGGACGAACGACAGAGGGUUUAAGGGCCGCCGCCAGUGAUGCCCCAACUUUUCGGCGAGCAUUGCCAUAGAUUUCCCCCGUUUUUUCUUGUUUGUGGGUUGGAUUAUCACGGGCUUCCUCAAUCCCAUUGUUCGUCUUGUUCUUUUUAAUCAAUUUCGAAUGCUUCAUUGACGGUAUGUCGAUGGUGAGGAAUAUUCAAAGGCUUUGCUUCAGGACUCUCUCCUCUCUCCUCCCUCACGGCAACAGCAUCAGCGGGGACAUUUUGCUGGUGAGGGAUGGUUCUUCGAAAAUGGUUGCAAGUAGUAAUUUGGUUCAAUCGAGUUUAGCGGGCAAAGACUGCAUCUUCUCCUCUUUCCCUCCGUGGGGUUGCUUUGUUGGGUCUCGCUUCAUGUCGGCGAAGCCGGGGAGGAGUAUGCGAAGCAAGGUUGAGAAAAGGCUGAGAUUUGAAGCUGGGAAACCCCUUAGGGAGAGGAGGCGAGCGGCCAAGUUGAGGAAGAAGUUGAUGACCGACGAGGAAAGGCUCAUUUACAACCUUAGAAGAGCCAAGAAGAAAGUUGCGUUGCUCCUGCAAAAGCUCAAGAAGUAUGAGCUACCAGAGUUACCACCCCCGCGACAUGACCCUGAGUUAUUGACUUAUGAGCAACUUCAGGCAUAUAAAAAGAUCGGCUUCAGAAACAGAAAUUAUGUUCCUGUUGGUGUUAGGGGAGUCUUUGGUGGUGUUGUUCAAAAUAUGCAUCUUCACUGGAAGUUCCAUGAGACCGUGCAAGUCUGUUGUGAUAAUUUUCCCAAAGAAAAAAUCAAAGAGAUGGCAACCAUGCUUGCACGAUUGAGUGGCGGUAUUGUGGUUAACAUACAUGAUGUGAAAACAAUUAUUAUGUUCCGUGGCAGAAACUAUCGGCAGCCGAAGAAUUUGAUACCCAUCAAUACUCUGACAAAAAGAAAGGCAUUAUUCAAAGCUAGAUUUGAGCAAGCACUUGACUCUCAGAAACUAAAUAUUAAGAAGUAUGAGCAGCAGCUCCGCCGAAUGGGUGUAAAUCCUGAGGAUCCAGUUGCCAUGGCCAGCAUCCAGAGAGUAGCUUCAACAUUCUUUAAUGCCAUUGAUAAUAAGGAAAGGAGUCCUUAUGUCUUCCAUGGGGACAGACAAUCAGCUAUUGAUCCUGAUACUCGGGAAGACCCAGAGAAGCCUUCUGAGGAUAGUGACCAAGAGGAGCUUGAUAGAUUCAUAGCUGAUAUUGAGGAUGCAGCAAAUCAAGAAUGGGAAGAAGAGGAAGCUAAAGAGAAAGAAGAGAUGGGGAGAAUGAGGUACCGGAACAGAGAAGAUUGGGGUGGCAGAAGCAGAACCUCAUAUAUAAGCAAUGGUGAUUCAGAGGAUGAGACCACAGGGAGGAGAAGGGAUCGGGAGGAUACACGUGGUAGACAUAGGACCUUUGGUAUGCGUAAAAAUGAUAGUGACCAUGAAGAUGAGGCCCUCGAGGCAUCAGGUGAUGAGGACUGGGAUUCUCAUAGUAUGGGAGAUGCAGGUUAUACGAAUGAUGCACUUGAUUCUGACGAAGAUGACGAUGAGUUCAAGGGGCAAACAAUAAUGAAUACGAAACAGCAGAGUGAGAGAGAAAAGAAAAAGGGUUUUGAGAAGAAUGUUAGGGUCGGAAGAAGAGGGAAGAAUGCAGGAGAUGACUCUGGGUCUGAGAAUAUGUUUGGGGAUUUGGAAAAUGAAUUGUGGGACUCAGGUGAUGAGGAAGAACAUGAUUCAAUAGCCCAAGGAGAUGCUGAUGAUUUCAUGGACAGGAGUGAUGAAGAGGAGGGCCAUUCCCGGAACAAUGAUUGGCAGAAUGGGAGAAACAGAAGGAUUAAAACAGUGAAGCAGGUGGAUGAAACAUGGGACAGUGAUUAGCAGCUUAAUGAUACACUAGUAGUGUCCUUAUCUGAAGGUGGAUGAAACAUUGGACACUGUUUAGCUUAGUGAUACAGAAGAGCAGUGUCCUCAUCUGAAUUCAACAAAUUUUGGCUCUCUUUCUAGUUUAUUACUGGAGCUGAUUGAAGGAGGAAGAAACUGGUGCAAAAUAGUAGAGUUUAUGGUAUUAAUCUGGCGGGUUUUCUCUAAAUUAGCAAUACAAAAUUCAUGUCUCUUUUUUUA
Macadamia integrifolia is the source of this 2410-nucleotide messenger RNA. Its product is annotated as CRM-domain containing factor CFM9, mitochondrial. The record is from RefSeq and is a predicted model, not a curated record. The coding region runs from base 452 to 2167 and encodes 571 amino acids. The transcript has 4 exons. Gene Ontology annotation, molecular function: RNA binding. Lineage: Eukaryota; Viridiplantae; Streptophyta; Magnoliopsida; Proteales; Proteaceae.